This is a messenger RNA of Dreissena polymorpha, 7741 nucleotides long. RefSeq lists its product as uncharacterized. The coding region runs from base 374 to 1819 and encodes 481 amino acids. Gene Ontology annotation, molecular function: zinc ion binding. The record is from RefSeq and is a predicted model, not a curated record. Lineage: Eukaryota; Metazoa; Mollusca; Bivalvia; Myida; Dreissenidae. The transcript has 4 exons.
GUGACUUCACAAUCUAUGUAUAGAAUGCCGAUAAGGUGGUUUUAACAUAGGUUAUCGACAAAUGUUCGCUAGUGUUACAGUACGGUUUAAUAAACCCCACGCACAUGUAUGAGUAUUUUAAAAUAUUUUGGACUUUGGACACUCAUUGGCUAAGAUGGCAGAAAAAGGAUCAGAUUUAACAUACGAUGUUUGCUGCAAUGUUUGUUCAGAAGAGAGUGUAAGCAGGGAAGCUUUGUUUUAUUGUCAACAAUGUUCUAAAGGCUUCUGUGACGACUGCAUCGGCUUACAUAAAUAGCUCUAUAAAAGACACGUUACUCAUGGGAGGGAAGAAUCGAAUUUGUGGCCUACUUCAAAAGCGGCUUUUGAGGAUUUAAUGUUUUGCCAACACCAUACCGAUCGCAAGAUAGAGAUGUUUUGUGAAGAUCACAGUAAACUUUGCUGUGCUCUAUGUCACUUUCACGAACACAGACAAUGUGCCAAGCUUGUGCUAAUCAAGGAAAAAUCAACAGAGGAGAUUCUUGAUGAGUUUCAUCAAAUAUCUACAACUAUUGCCGAAUGUGAACAAAACCUUGAAACAGCCAUAGGUGACGCAUAUAAUUGGCUGAAAACAUUGCAAGAUUCAUACGAGGAAGCGAAUGGAGAAAUUAAAGAUUUUCGUACCAAAAUAAAUAAUAUCUUCGACGAACUGGAGAAAAAAACUAUCAAUUCACUGGAUGAUAUGUAUGACACAAUAAAGAAAUCUAUUCAGUUAGAACUAGAAACAUGUUCACGGAUUCAAGACGAGUUCAAACGAUUCAAAGAUGUACAUAAAAUAAAAGAAAACCCAUCGAAUGAACUUGUUUUUGUUGCCUACCAAACAUCGUUAGAUAAUAUCUCUCAAGCGAAAAUUAUUUUGAAAGAAAUGGCUGUUAACGCAAAUCCAACCAUUUCAUUUGAAAAUAAUCCUGAUUUUGAACAAUCACUCAUUCGAUUUUCUUCUAUCGGGAAUUUUAAACGAGAAGUCAAACAGUUGAAGAAAUCAACCAAUGAGCUAAUAAAGUGUAGCAACAAAGUUCUGUACAAUGUACGGGUUCCAUCUGAUAGCCGUAAAUGUGACAUACGAAGUAUUUGUGAAUUACCUAAAAGAGAAAUUCUUAUUUUGGACUACGCAAAUAGUCGAGUAAAAUUGUUAAAUAAGCAGUACAAAGUUGUCUCACACGCAGACUUGCCUGAAAGUCCAUAUGAUAUGUGUAGUAUCAGUCCUUCUGAGGUCGCCAUUACGAUUACUGACGGUCAAAAAGGCACAGUCAAAUUCUUAAGUGUCAACAACGGACAGAUAGUGACUGGUCGAACAUUUAGCUUCGAACAUAAGUGUCAUGGCAUUGCACAUGCGGAAGGUCACCUGUACAUAACAUCAGAUACUGUAUUGUACCAAUACACAAUGGAUUGUACUCUUGUGAAGAAGAUCUAUGAAGAUUCAUCAGGUGAAUAUACUGUCUACAAGUGCGCUAUCAGUCCAGAUGGAAGAGAGAUAUAUGUAACCGACUAUAGUCACAACAAACUCCUUAAAUUGUCAAAGGAAGGCACUCUCCAAUCAACAUUGCAAGAUGAUGCGCAUACAAAUCCUAGAGGCGUGCACGUGUCUGAAACAGGCCAGUUGCUGGUCUGUUGGUGUCACACACACACAGUAGCCCAGAUGGAUGGUGAGGGAGGGAUGGUAACGCUCGCCUCAAAUAAGGAUGGUUUACGCGAAACAGAGUCUGUAUAUUACAGUGUACGUACUGGCAAAUUGAUUGUUGGACAUACCUUUGACAGCAUCAUGGUUAUCAGUACCGUAUGAAAAGUACCUUAUGUACAUUAUAUGUGUGUUGCAUUGCAAUAUGUACAAAGAUCCUGAGAGGAGGCGUGUACAUAUAAUUUUUCAACUGAUUGCUCUGAUGAUAGAGUAACUUAUUUAUCUCAUUGAGAACACAUGUAUGCUGAUGUAAUUUCCACUCGUUUUAUCCAAAAACCUUAAUCUCUUUCCAGUAUAAUUCUCUUACAAAUAGAAUACCUCUUUCAAAUACAUUUAAAACAUAAAUAUGACUACUGUAAAACUAUAAUUAUAAAAUAGAGGCAUAUCCUGAAUAGCAUCGCUAUUGAAUAUUGGCAACAAAUAUAAAACAUACAUUUUUUGUAGAUAUCAAGCUACAAUAUAGUUAAAGUAGUAAACAAAUUUUCUCGGCAUACACUUCACCAGUGUUAAACAUUAAUUUUAAAUUAAUUACCAAUUUAACAAAUGAAUAACAAAUUUCAUCGACUGAAACUCAUCUCAUCAACCAUGAUAAGUUCAUGUUUGUUUCAAAAAAAUACUUCCCAUUUUCUAAGAGAGAGGCUAAAAUAAGUUAGUCAAGGUAAAAGUAGUGCUUUGACAAAAGCUAUCUGUCCUGGCAGUGUAUUACUUCUGCGCAGCCGUGUAAUACUUCUAUGCAGCGGUCUUAUACUUCUGCACAGCAGUGUAAUACUUCUACGCAGUGGUCUUAUACUUCUACACAGCUGUCUUAUACUUCUUCGCAGCUGUGUUAUACUUCUAUGCAGCAGUGAAAUACUUACGCAGCGGUGUAAUACUACCAUGAAGCGGUGUACUACUUCUACUACUACUAAGUUAUACUUAUAUGCUGCGGUAUAAUUAUAAUACACAGUGGUGUAGUACUUCUAAGCAGUGGUCUUAUACUUAUAUGCAGCAGUCUUAUACUUCUACGCAUCAGUCUUAUACUUCUACGCAGCUGUGUUUUUCUUCUACACAGCAGUGAAAUACUUUUACACAGCGGUGUAAUACUCCUAUGAAGGGGUUUAAUACUUCUACGCAGCAGUCUUGUACUUCUACGCAGCGGUCUUAUACUUCUACACAGCAGUGUUAUACUUCUACGCAGAGGUGUAAAACUUCUUCAAAGUGAUCUUAUACUUCUAUGCAGCAGUCUUAUACUUCUACGCAGCGGUCUUAUACUUCUACACAGUGGUGUAAUACUUUUAUGCAGUGGUCUUAUACUUCUAAGCAGCGGUCUUAUACUUCUAUGCAGCAGUCUUAUACUUCUAAGCAGCGGUAUAAUACUUCUACUCAGUGGUGCAAUACUUCAACGCAGCGGCCUUAUAAAUCUACCCAGCGGUAUAAUGCUUCUAUGCAUUGCUAUUAUACUUCUACCCAGCUCUGUUAUACUUCGACACAGCGGUUUUAUACUUCUAUGCAGCGGUCUUAUAUUUCUACGCAGCAGUAUAAUACUUCUUACCAGGGUUGUAAUACUUCAACACAAUGGUCUUAUACUUGUACGCAGCAGUCUUAAACUUCUAUGCAGCAGUCUUAUACUUCUGCACAGCUGUGUUAUACUUCUAUGCAGCGGUGUAAUACUACUGCACAUCAGUGUAAUACUUCUACACAGCAGUGAAAUACUUCUACGCAGCGGUCUUAUACGUCUACGCAGCAGUCUUAUACGUUACUUCUACGCAGAUGUCUUAUAGUUCUACACAGCUGUGUUAUACUUCUGUGCAGCAGUUGUUUACUUCUACACAGCGGUGUAAUACUUCAACACAGCGGUGUAAUACUUCUAUGCAGUGGUGUUAUACUUCUACGCAGUGGUGUAAUACUUCUAUGCAGCAGUCUUAUACUUCUAUGCAGCGGUCUUAUACUUCUACACAGCGGUGUAAUACUUCUAUGCAGUAGUCUUAUACUUCUAUGCAGUGGUCUUAUACUUUUACGCAGCAGUCUUAUACUUCCACGCAGCCGUUUUAUACUUCUAUGCAGCGGUCUUAUACUUCUACACAGCGGUCUUAUACUUCUUCGCAGCUGUGUUAUACUACUACCCAGCUGUAUAAUACUUUUAUUUAGCGGUUUAUAUUUCUAUGCAGCUGUCUUAUACUUCUAGGCCGCGGUGUAAUACUUCUACGCAGUGGUAUAAUACUUCUACGCAGCAGUCUUAUACUUCUACAUAGCGGUCUUAUACUUCUUUGCAGCGAUCUUACACUUCUAUGCAGCGGUGUAAUACUCUAUGUGGUGGUGUUAUAUUUCUACGCAGCUGUUAUACUUCUACCCAGCAGUAUUAUACUUUUACACAGCGGUUUAUACUUCGAUGCAGUGGUCUUAUUCUUCUACGUUGCGGUGUAAUACUUCUAUGCAGUGGUAUAGCACUUUUAUGCAGCAGUUAUAUACUUCUAUGCAGCGGUCUUAUAAUUCUACACACGUGUGCAAUACUUCUAAGCAGUGGUUUUAUACUUCUAUACAGCAGUGUAAUACUUCCAUGCAUCAGUGCUAUACUUCUAUGCAGCGGUCUUAUACUUCUACACAGCGGUAUAAUACUUUUAACAAAAUGUAUGCCCUAGUUGGGUUUCCUUGGCGACAACCUCUCUCGCUAUAGAGAAAGUAUUUGAGAAGAAAACAUUUAUUUGUACAGAGGCUAUUGUAUUAUGCAUACAUAUAUCAAUAUCCAUUUUUGUAUGAUUGCUUCGAUAUUGAAGAAUCUAAAAAUUGCUACUAUAAAUCUAAAAGUUGUAAAUAUAAACGGGAAAUACAAAGUAUAGAAUGCUUUUUUGAAAUCAAUUGUCAUUCAUAAUGAUGGUUAAUUAUUAUACUCGGCUUAUUUCAAGAUAUCGUAAAGUAAUCUUGUGUUUUCACCAUUAAAUCGGCUUUGAUCAUGGGAGAUUAAAAUUUCAAAUACUGUUUAAAACUAUUUGCAAUUGAACCCGAUGCCAAUUUAUAAGCAACAUCUGUUAAUGAUAAUGGUCGUAUAUUUUUUCCAAAUAAUCUUUGGAUUGUUGUCUUUUAAAAUAAAAGUUACAAUUAUAUGUUUUUUGUUAUGGACAAGGAGUUUGUACUUUAUGCAUUUGUUAAUAUGAAAUUACCUAGCUUCUUAAAAAAUACCUUAAUAAAUUCAUCUGUAAAUCCUUCAAAAUGGACUUCUGUCAUGUUUCAUAUGUGUUACUGUUAUUAUACCCUCCUUACCAUUGUUUAUGGGGGCUAUAUAGGAGUCACUUUUUCGGUCUGUCUGUCUGUCUGUCCCGAAAUUUCAUCCGAUAUUCACAAAACUUGGUCAAAAGUUGUAUCUAGAUAAUGUCUAGGCCACAUUUGAAUAUGGGUCAUGCUGGGUCAAAAACUAUGUCAUGGGUCACAGUUUGUUUUUAACCGAAAGUUUGUCCGGACCAUAACUAUGUCAUUUAUCGUUAGAUGUAAAAGUGACUUGGCACAUUUGUUCACCAUUAUUGGACGGUGUGUCGCACAAAUUACGUCAAUAUCUCCAAGGCCAAGGUCACACUUCGAGUUCAAAGGUCAAAUGCUUGUCCGGGCCAUAACUUUGUUGUUUAUUUUAAGAUUUUAAAAUCAUUUGACACAUUUAUUCACCAUCAUUGGACGGUGUGUGGCGCGAAAGAAUUACGUCAAUAUCUCCAAGGUCAAGGUCACACUUUGAGUUCAAAGGUCAAAAAUGGCCAUAAAUGAGCUUGUCCGGGCCAUAACUAUGUCUUCCAUUGUGACGUUUUAAAAUCAUUGGGCACAUUUGUUCACCAUCAUUGGACGGUGCAUCUUGCGAAAGAAUUACGUCGAUAUCCCCAAUCUUAAGGUCACACUUUUGAGUUCAAAGGUAAAAAAUGGCCAUAAAUGAGCUUGUCCGGGCCAUAGGCACAUUACUAUGUCCUUCAUUGUGAGAUUUAAAAAUCAUUUAGCAUGUUUGUUCACCAUCAUUGGACGGUGUGUCUCGGGAAAGAAUUACGUCGAUAUCUCCAAGGUCAAGGUCACACUUCGAGUUCAAAGGUCAAAAAUGGCCAUAAAUGAGCUUGUCCGGGCCAUAACUAUGUUGUUCAUUGUGAAAUUUUAAAAUCAUUUGGCACAUUUGUUCACCAUCAUUGGACAGUGUGUUGUGAGAAAGAAUAACGUCGAUAUCUCCAAGGUCAAGGUCACACUUUGAGUUCAAAGGUCAAAAAUGACCAUAAAUGAGCUAGUCCGGGCCAUAACUAUGUCCUUUAUUGUGAGAUUUAAAAAUCAUUUGGCUCUUUGUUCACAGUCAUUGGACAGCGUGUUAUGUGAAAGAAUUCAAGGGUCUAAUGGCUAUAAAUGAUAAUGGCAUAAUAAUUCUUAAAAAUCGCCAUAAAUUAGAUUCUCUUGUUUUGGGAAGACAGCAUGCAAAAUAGUCUGUGUCAAUGCUGCAUGUGGGGGUAUACGUCACGUCUGUGACAAAGCUCUAGUUGCUACUUAUACAAUAUUAAGCGGUCGGUCUAAUAAAUCAGAGAGAAUUUUAUAUCAUUUUGGCAUUUAAACGUUACAAAAAUAUAACAAUAUAUAUUAUAUGCAACUUUGCUAUUAUUUAAUUAAAAAUGACAAUCAUAGAAUAUAACGAUGUCGCGCAGAAAUACACCAAUGGCUAUAAAGUUGAUAAAAGUAAUUUCAUUUAAUUUGUUUUAAAUGGAAUGAAAUAAUUUCAUAUGCAAUACAUUUUACUUAUAUAUACCACCUGGAGUUCUUAAUAUAUUAUUGUUUAUAUAUAUGUAUUAAACGGAAAUAUACCACAACAUAUUUCAAGUCUUUAGGUCGUUUAAAGUUGCAGUAUACAAAUACAUGUAUGUAUUGUGUGUUAAAAACAAUUGAAUUCAACAUUACGUUUACAUAUUAGCAAGACUAUAACAAAUACUUCUACUUCCACUUAAGUGUUAAAAUGUCGCUAGAAUUCUUUGUUUAUUUUUAAUUUGAACACCUUAACAUUCAAAUGUUUGUAAAUUUCUGUUGCAAAGAAGGCUAAUGGUGUCAAAUUUACCAUUGUAAAACUGUGUCAUGUGCGUGUAUGAUGUGAAACACUUAUCUGGUUAGUCUGAACUAUCAAAACAAACAAUGCAAUUUAACCAUUAAAUAUUUUAAUGUUUUAUGAAAUAAACAAAUCUCCACAAUACAUUCCAACUGAUAAUACGAAUCAAUAACACAAUAUUUACAAAUAAGUAACUAACCAAAAGGCAAAAUAAAGAAACAAAACCCUAUGGUCUGUCACCAAUAGCACAACAUGACAAAAGCUUAAUAUUUAUAUUCCAUAUAGACCUUGUUAAGGGAAAACUGGGCUUAAUGCACUUUCGUAAAGUGUCGUCCCAGUCUGUGCAGGAUAAUCAGGGACGACAUUUUUGCAUAUUUUUUUUUCUGUUUAGAUGAGACUUUCUAAAAACAUUAAAUUCCUGUUACGACUACACAUGCGAAUCUGGGACAACACUUAACGCACAAGCAUCAGGCAACAUAUUCUUAAAACGAGACUCAUUUUAUGUUACAUUCCAGCUAAAACACCUUUAAAAAAGAUCGUGUUCCUUUAAAAAGACAGAGCAAAUGACAUAAUAAGCGAAAAUGCCAAAACAAUCAACACACAGUCUGUUAAAACAAGAAAAGAAACAGCAAAGUGAUCGUUGUAUUGUUCAACCUUUGAGAAACAUAUCAGGUUAUAUGUUUGAACUAUACUUUUAAAUAAUAUUUUUUCUUAUUGUAUCGAAAAAAAAAACUUUUUUGAAAAUUUCUGUAAACAUAAAUGAGUCUCUACAUAUAUCAGAACAGGCUGAUCAGGGACAACACUUACCGCUUUUACACAAUUUUUCGAUGUAACAUCAUUUGGAAACAAAAAUCCAGUCUAGGUGGAAAGUGUCAUCCCUGAUGAGCCUUGCAGAAUGCCCAGGCUAAUCUGGGAUGAUAAUUUACACACAUGCAUUAACCCUUAUAUUUAAGGCUCACAUGCUUUUAAUCUUGUGUACAGCAUAGGAUCAUUUACACACA